UGAAACAAUCGGAGCAAGCAGACAGACUCUCCAAAUUAGUCUUUGGAGUCGAGAUUGUCCCUGUCAAAUACUAUAUCGUGUCAUCGCCUAAGAAUGUGCAUGUCAAACAACGGUUUUCGACGACUUAUGUGACUGUACGAUUCUUUACUUUUAACAGACAUAGAGCCUAACGUGAGCAGUAGGAAUGGAACUAAAGGUGCGUUUGUCUAGAUAAAGGGGAUAUGAUAAGAUGUUUAGAAAUGCAGGGAUUUGUCCGGCUAGAUCAUUGUAGUUAGUCUAACCUGGCCGCCUUUGCGAAAACGAACUUGGAGCACUGGACUGGACAUGACCUGGACAGUAAACUCUACCGCUAUUGCAGUUAGAAAUGCGUUGAAGUCUUGACUGAUUUGUUUAAGUUUCCUUUAUCCUGCUACUGUGGUAGCCCACUGGGCAGCAACUCUUCACGAUAGCUAUCGAGAGUAGCCUACUGGUACAACGUUAGCUAUCAUUGCAACUCACCAGGUGAGUGAAAUGGAACGUCAGUACUCAACACGUAUUAUUUGUAAACAUUUUGGGGGACAGUCAGGAUUACCUUGACUUGCAAGCCUAUGAAGAUUGUCUAACUGCACGCAGCUAGAUAUAACAAAGAACAUACCGAGGAGCGGAGGUGUAGAUGAUCCACAGAAGUCGCCCACAUGCGCUGGAUUUUGGAACGGAAUAAGAAGGUGGAAGACGUGAGAUCAAAAUCCUUGCAGGCUGGUGGAAGAUGGCGGAGCUCUGUAGUUGGAGGUGGUGAGAGAGAAACUUCAGGGCGCUUUGGAUUCAUUAGUGCACACCGUGACCCGGAUCAAAGGACCCAUGCAAGCCAAAAAACGGUAUUUAAUUCUAUUCUCUGCCUGCGCAUGUGUCGUUUUACUGUUUUACUUUGGAGUGGUGCAGCUCCCGGCUUCCAGGAGAAACCAGAACCGGCGUGAUGAUCACAGCCGCAGUGGAUAUCAUGCGAGUCCGCACUGGCCUCACUUUUCGGACCCCCUGCAGCCUUUCAUUCCUUGGGAUCAAUCCGAGACCGAGGACUACAACGUUCACAUGUCGCCAAGGCAGAAGAGAGAUGCCAAUUCCGGGGUGUACAGGGGCAAACGGUGUCGCAUGGACUCCUGCUUUGAUUUUUCCCUUUGUAAAAAGAAUGGCUUUAAAGUUUACGUUUACCCGCAGCAAAAGGGUGAGAAAAUCUCAGAAAGUUACCAAAACAUUCUCUCCUCCAUUGAAGCAUCCCGGUUCUACACAUCGGACCCUGGGCAAGCUUGCUUGUUUGUUUUGAACUUGGACACUUUGGAUAGGGACCAGCUGUCUCCUCAGUAUGUGCACAACCUGAAAUCAAAGAUCCAGAACUUGCAUGUUUGGAAUAACGGUCGGAACCAUCUUAUAUUUAACUUGUACUCGGGGACAUGGCCGGACUACACGGAGGAUUUGGGUUUCGAUAUUGGCGAGGCCAUGCUCGCCAAGGCAAGCAUAAGCACCGAGAACUUCAGGCCCAACUUCGACGUGUCCAUUCCUCUAUUCUCUAAAGAUCACCCAAGGACCGGUGGGGAUAGGGGCUUUUUAAAGUACAAUAACAUACCACCUUUGAGGAAAUAUGUGCUGGUGUUUAAGGGUAAAAGGUACCUCACGGGCAUAGGCUCGGACACCAGGAAUGCCCUGUAUCAUGUCCACAACUCCGAGGACGUGGUGCUCCUCACCACAUGCAAACAUGGCAAAGACUGGCAGAAGCACAAGGAUGCCCGCUGUGACAAGGACAACGCAGAGUAUGACAAGUAUGAUUAUAAAGAGAUGCUGCAUAACUCCACGUUCUGUCUGGUGCCUAGGGGACGACGCCUGGGCUCCUUCCGCUUCUUGGAGGCACUGCAGGCUGCCUGUGUCCCGGUCAUGCUCAGUAACGGCUGGGAGCUGCCCUUCUCCGAGGUCAUUGACUGGAGCACUGCCGCCGUCAUCGGGGACGAAAGGCUGCUACUACAGAUCCCCUCCACGGUGCGCUCCAUCCAUCAGGAUAAGAUCCUCGCUCUCCGCCAGCAGACACAGUUCCUCUGGGAGGCCUACUUCUCGUCCGUGGAGAAGAUCGUCCUCACCACUCUGGAGAUCAUCCAGGACCGGGUGCUUCAGCAGGAGGCCAGGAGCAACCUGAUGUGGAACCGGCUGCCCGGAGGCCUCUUCACCCUGCCCCAGUACUCCCCCAGCCUGGGCGACUUCCCCUUCUUCUACUCCAGCCUGGGCAUCAGACCACUUCCUAAGUUCACCGCGGUCAUCCACGCCGUCACCCCGCUGGUGUCGCAGUCCCAGCCCAUCCUGAAGCUCCUGGUGGCGGUGGCCAAGUCUCAGCACUGUGCCCAGAUCAUUGUCCUCUGGAACUGUGACAAGCCCCUGCCUGCUAAACACCGCUGGCCAGCCACUGGCGUCCCCGUCAUCGUGAUCGAGGGGGAGAGCAAGAUGAUGAGCAGUCGCUUCCUUCCCUACGACAGUAUUAUAUCGGACGCAGUGCUGAGUCUUGAUGAAGAUACUGUUCUAUCGACCACAGAGGUGGACUUUGCUUUUACUGUGUGGCAGAGUUUCCCAGAGAGGAUUGUGGGAUAUCCAGCUCGCAGUCAUUUUUGGGAUCAGAACAAAGAGCGCUGGGGCUACACGUCCAAGUGGACCAACGACUACUCCAUGGUGCUGACAGGAGCAGCCUUCUAUCACAGAUACUACAACUACUUGUACACCAGCUACUUGCCAACCAGUCUGAAAGGUAUGGUUGACCAGCUCUCCAACUGUGAAGACAUCCUCAUGAACUUCCUGGUGUCGGCCGUCACCAGGAUGCCCCCCAUCAAAGUCACGCAGAAGAAGCAGUACAAGGAGACGAUGAUGGGACAGACCUCCAGGACAUCUCGCUGGGCGGACCCCGACCACUUUGCCCAGCGGCAGACCUGCAUGAACAAAUUUGCCAGCUGGUUUGGCAGCAUGCCCCUGGUGCACUCCCAGAUGAGACUGGACCCCGUUCUGUUCAAGGACCAGGUGUCCAUACUGCGCAAGAAGUACAAGGACAUCGAGCGACUUUAGCUCUAGUGCUCUAAGCCCCGAAUCCCUGCAGGCCCGAUUUUGGGUCUUGCGAGGGGUGGGACAGACGUUGGCCAGGGACUCACCCUUAAGACGCCCCCCCCCCCC
This is a messenger RNA of Sardina pilchardus (European sardine), 3174 nucleotides long. Its product is annotated as exostosin-1a. Lineage: Eukaryota; Metazoa; Chordata; Actinopteri; Clupeiformes; Clupeidae. Gene Ontology annotation, molecular function: glycosyltransferase activity. Gene Ontology annotation, cellular component: membrane. The record is from RefSeq and is a predicted model, not a curated record. Bases 838 to 3069 code for a protein of 743 amino acids. The transcript has 11 exons.